This is a messenger RNA of Pomacea canaliculata, 513 nucleotides long. Its product is annotated as neurofilament medium polypeptide-like. The record is from RefSeq and is a predicted model, not a curated record. Gene Ontology annotation, cellular component: mitochondrion. The coding region runs from base 36 to 395 and encodes 119 amino acids. Lineage: Eukaryota; Metazoa; Mollusca; Gastropoda; Architaenioglossa; Ampullariidae. The transcript has 3 exons.
CAGGGGCUGAUGUGUGAGAGUAGCCACCCCUGAAUAUGUCUGCAAGGACGCUUCGCCAAGCUACCGCUGUAUAUAGUGAUUUAUUUGUACACUGUUAUCCAAUUUUCAAGCCGGCACGCUUACAGCUUGCUGCUUGUAACUAUGGUAGUCAAGGUGAUUCUGUAAAAUCUUCCAGUCAACCUCCAGCAGAGCAAAAGUCUGCAAGUCCAGAAAAGCCUGCAAGUCCAGAAAAGCCUGCAAGUCCAGAAAAGCCUGUAGCACCAGCUGCAGGUUCAGUCAAGUACAUGGCAGAGCAAUUGUUUCAUUAUACACCAACAUCCUUCUUUGACUUAGACGUGGAAAUGGCAGACAUGCGCUUACCUCAGCCAUCAAGUAUCAAGGCCAAACCUUGUUAAUUAACAAGUUGGAAGACCCUAGCUGCCAAUAUCAAAGGACUAAUGGCAUGAUUUGUGAUGUGAAAGGUGCAUAUAUAAAUUUUUGCACUAAUAAAUUUUUUGUUCUAGAGGUGUGAAA